Molecule: messenger RNA, 2138 nt
Organism: Vicia villosa (hairy vetch)
Lineage: Eukaryota; Viridiplantae; Streptophyta; Magnoliopsida; Fabales; Fabaceae
Product: F-box/kelch-repeat protein At3g23880-like
Exons: 2
Coding region: 25-1278 (417 amino acids)
Molecular function (GO): protein binding
Source: RefSeq, a predicted model, not a curated record
CAUUAAAAUUCACGUUAGACAAACAUGGCUCUAUCACCUAAGUUUUUCCCCAUCGAUCUAGUUAGCGAGAUCUUAUCCGCUCUUCCCGUGAAAUCUAUUCUGCGAUUCAGAUGCGUUAGCAAGUAUUACGAUAAUCUCGUUUCCGAUCCCAAUUUUGUAAAACUUCAUCUCAAGAGAUCAGCAGCACGAAAUCCGCAAUUCAUACUAAUGGCCGAUCACUACCUACACAUCCCAGGUGAGUCCCCCUAUGGCAGUGACGAUGAUUAUGACGUUGAUGAAGCUUUCAUUCCCUAUUCUUUAUGCAGUUUAAUCGAUAAUCCCUCUUUUUCCCUUGAAAUUGAUCCUUAUUACUUGGUGAAAAACUUAAAUUACCGUUUAAUUGGAUCGUGCAAUGGAUUGAUAUGUUUAGAGGGUAACUCCAUCACCCGUGAGUAUUAUGAGUGUUGGUUUCGAUUAUGGAACCCAGCCACCAAGACAACGUCUCCGAAAUUCGGAUUCUUACGCUUAUUUGUCAAUACUCUCGCUGAUGAUGGCUAUUACCAAUUCAACUUCGGUUUUGAUGAUUCUACAGGAACUUAUAAGGUAGUGGCCUCAUGUUAUAAUAAACGUGAACUAAAAAGUAAGGUCAGAAUUCUAACUUUUGGUGAUUCUGUUUGGAGAGAUAUUGGAAGUUUUCCUGUUGAUCCUUUGAAUUUGGGCUCAGUUUUGGAAUCUGGUGUGUAUCUCAAAAGCACUAUUAACUGGUUUGCUAUUCAAAAUAAACUUCGCUAUAAUUAUAAGGAUAUUACCGCUGAACAAUGUUUUAUCACUUCCCUUGAUUUGAGAACCGAGACUUGCAAUAAGUAUUUAUUGCCUCGUGAUUUCAAAGAGGUUCCUCCUUCAGAGCCAAUUGUUAGUGUGUUGGGGGGCUAUCUUUGUUUUUCUUAUCAUAACGAGGAACCUUAUUUUGUUAUAUGGAAGAUGGAGAAAUUUGGAGCCGAAGAUUCUUGGGCUCAAUUCUUUAAAAUUAGUUAUCACAAUCUUCAAAUUGAUUAUGACUAUAGUGACAAUUACAUAAAAUAUCAUUAUCAAUUGAAGCCGUUAUUCCUUUCUAAAGACGGUGAUUCAUUGAUUCUAACAAGCAGUUUAAAUUCUCAAGAGAUUAUUUAUAGUUGGAGAGAUAAUAGAGUGGAGCAAAUAGAAAUUACUGCAAGUAGAACAAUUAAUGAUGAUACAACUAUGUAUAGGGCCAGGUGCACAGACGAGGAAUAUUUUGAAAGCUUAGUUUCAGUUUUAUGAAACAAACGACAGUACUAUAUUCCUUAACUUCAUGUGUGGGAUUGCAGAGAAUUAGAAGGACUGCCAACAACAACUAAGACAAUGUGGAAAUUAAAAGCUUAGAAGAAGAGCAGCUAAUUCAGUGUCUGUCUAAGGAGGAUGAAUUCAAAGGAAUGUGAUUUGAAUUAGUUAGGAUUUUAAAAUUACUGCAUUGCAAUGUUUAUUACUUUUUCGUUUAUGUUUAAGCCUUGGUGAGAAAAACGCAUAACUGUUAUUGACUUGUAGCAAUUGUAGAAGGAAUUCUACAUUUUUAGUUAUUAUGUAUUAAUUAUUGUGGUUAAUAUCCACACCACAAUUGACACUUUCAUUUAUUCUUGUUAGUAUUUUUAAUUCACUUAUGUACUAACCAGUGUUCAAUUCAGCAUGUUCCUCUGAUACAUCAGAUAAUUAAGUGUGCUAUAAGAUUAAGAGCGACAAAACGGGUCCGGCCCGUUAGACAUGUCUGUUUUGCCCACACUUUAGUACGGGCGAGCCAAGGAUUUCAACCCUCAUCCUAUAAUGUGUCCGUCCCGCCCCGUUUUUUUUGCGGACUUUUGUGAGCAUGAUCAUUUACAUAAAUUUUUGUGUUUUUAAACUUAAAAGGUGCAUUGUCCGCGGGCUUUCUCCGCCCUGCCUUCAAUCUUUGCAGGGUGAACUUAGGUUUUAGGCUGGCAUCCUCCACUAUAACCGCAUCACCCUGUUUUUUUGCAAGCUUUUACCGGGCACGCCUAAAAGGGCGGACAUGCUCGUUUGCCAUCCCUAAGUAUAAUAUGAACGUACAAUGAAUUUAUACUAUUUAAACAUUCAAUGGAUUUAUAGUAUUUAAACAUUCAAAGAGUCUA